This is a messenger RNA of Trichomonas vaginalis G3, 441 nucleotides long. RefSeq lists its product as uncharacterized. Bases 1 to 441 code for a protein of 146 amino acids. NCBI's taxonomy places the organism in Eukaryota, Parabasalia, Trichomonadida, Trichomonadidae. The record is from RefSeq and is a predicted model, not a curated record. The transcript has a single exon.
AUGUCUGAAAAUAUAGAGCACCACGUCAGCUUAGAGCUUAAGCUGAAGAAAGAGUUAAUGAUGCAGUAUAGGGGUCUAUUUGACCCUAUCCAAUCAAAAGUAAUUUCCGCUGCAGGCGGCAAAUCCUAUAACGAAUUAAGAAAAAUACAAGCUUGCGUAAAGCAAGCAUUACGAAUUAAUACCAAGAGAGUGAACUGGAGAACUCGUGAUGGUAUAUUGCUCUGGUUUUGCGAAAACUGGUCUCAAAUUGCACCAUUUUUAGAAACCCUAAAAUCUCAGCCGAGCAAAGCGAGUUCCCAAAUAAAUUCUCUUUCUGAAGUUUCUUCUCAAAUGAAGGACUAUCAGAUAAAUCUUGCGGAAGACUACUUUUGUAGCUUCAUUGAUGAUGAUUCACAAUGCGAAGUGAUGACUCCUGAAGUAACAGAAGCAGUUAAUGUUUGA